Messenger RNA from Nerophis ophidion (straightnose pipefish), 3934 nucleotides. RefSeq lists its product as uncharacterized. The transcript has 9 exons. Bases 111 to 1046 code for a protein of 311 amino acids. The record is from RefSeq and is a predicted model, not a curated record. Lineage: Eukaryota; Metazoa; Chordata; Actinopteri; Syngnathiformes; Syngnathidae.
UGGAGCGGUAAUGACACUUGCCCACCAGGUGGUGGCAGUGUUACGCACACAUUUUACGGCCUACCCGUAGAAAAAAAAAGGGAAGGAGAGCACUUCCUACUACCGACGAGAUGGCUGGAGAGCUGACAUUCACCUUGCUGGUGGAAAUGGACGAGAUAAGUCCAUUGCUGUACAACCAAGCACGCGAGGGUUCAGAUACUCUGUCUCCCAAUCUGAGGCCAAGACACCAGGAACUGAUCCCGACGCCAUGUGGACCGAUAAAGAGCUGGUCGGAGCUGUCGUGCCCGCUCAAGUCCUACUUCUGCUUGACCGUGGCGUCCCUACUGGCGCUGCUGGGUCUCACCGUGUCCAGCGUCUACAAGCAGCACACGGGCACGGCCGCCUCGGACGAGGACAACUUGACCGUCUCUCUCAUCCAGCUCAUUGGAAUAUUGUUCUGCGUGUACUACAUCAGCCGAGGGGUUCUCCAGGACAACAGACAAGAGCUGGUCAAGUUUGUGCUGAGUGUGCUGGUGGUCGUGCUGCGGUCCGUGGUCAACUUCUGUGUGCUGGACUCCGAGGACCGGAUGAAGCUGCUGGUGCGCUUUGUGUGCAUCGUGAGCGUGGGCCUGGUCCACAUCUUCUGCACCACGCUGCUCAUCCGCAGACCAAACACCAUGGCCUUCCGUGUGGGCGGGGCCUUGGAGAGCCUCCAAGAGCAGUACUUUGUGCUGAACCUCUGCUUCUCCAUGGUGACCUUUGACCUGCAAGCACAGUUGUGUCUGUGUGUCCUGGUCACCACGUGGGACUCCACCAUGUCCACCCGCAACGGCGUCCUCCUGGGAGUGGGCGUGGUCUGGGCCUGCCUGACCGCCGCCGUCGGAGCAGCUGCAGUAAGUGCUAAAGGAGUCCAAAGUCCUGGUGUGGAUCUUCAUGACACUGAACCUCCCUCAAGUGGCCUUCAUAGUCUUCCUCGUUUACACGCUGGUGGUGCGGUGGCAGGAGGACACGUCGUACACGCUGGAGGCGGCUGCCGUCACCGGAGGCCUGGUCUCUCUGUUCAUUAAAGUGCUUCUGCUGUGGAGCCUGGUCAGGCUGGUUCGCAGCUUCGGUCAAGGCCUCCGAGAGAGAAGUGAGUGAGGACGGUGUCAAAGUGAGGAAAAGUCUUUAAGUCGUGUUUGGGGAGUAAAUAUUUCUUCUUUGCAGUGUUUGCAGGCAGCCAGUGAGAAGAUGCCAGGGGUUAAAGGUCACAGCUGCACAGACCUGAGCAUGGAUCACUUUUUUUUUAUGCAAAAACAAACAAAAGUCUUCCGCUACUGCAGAAAAAGUUAAGGCUUUUGUUUUUUUUUCAUCUUAAUUUUUUCCCAACAUUAAUUUUAUUCUUCCACUAAUUCAUGUGAUCAGGACUUUUUUUCUUCUACUUAAUAUUCUGGUUUCAAUUUUGCACUUCAAUUUACUCAAUGAUUCUGCACUUAUUAAUGUUGGAAUUUAAAGUUGUUUUUGGGUGGCAGCAUAGUUCGGUUGGUAAAGUGGCCGUGCCAGCAACUUGAGGGUUCCAGGUUCGAUCCCCGCUUCCGCCAUCCUAGUCAGUGCUGUUGUGUCCUUGGGCAAGACACUUUACCCACCUGCUCCCAGUGCCACCCACACUGGUUUAAAUGUAACUUAGAUAUUUGGUUUCACUAUGCAAAGCGCUUUGAGUCACUAGAGAAAAAGCGCUAUAUAAAUAUAAUUCACUUCACUUUUUUAAAGGCCUACUGAAAUGAGAUUUUCUUAUUUAAAUGGGGAUAGCAGGUCCAUUCUAUGUGUCAUACUUGAUCAUUUCGCGAUAUUGCCAUAUUUUUGCUGAAAGGAUUUAGUAGAGAACAUUGACGAUAAAGUUUGCAACUUUUGGUCGCUAAUAAAAAAGCCUUGCCUGUACCGGAAGUAGCAAACGAUGUGGGCGUGACGUCACGGUUUGUGGAGCUCCUCACAUCCUCACAUUGUUUACAAUCAUGGCCACUAGCAGCGAGAGCGAUUCGUACCGAGAAAGCGACGAUUUCCCCAUUAAUUUGAGCGAGGAUGAAAGAUUCGUGGAUGAGGAUAGAGUGAACGACUAGGAAAAAAAAAAAGACAGGGCAGUGGGAGUGAUUCAGAUGCUAUUAGACAAAUUUACUAGGAUAAUUCUGGAAAAUCCCUUAUCUGCUUAUUGUCUUACUAGUGUUGUAGUAAGAUUAUACUGUCGUACCUGAAAGUCGGAGGGGUGUGGUGACCGCCAGUGUCUCUGAGGGAAGCUGCCUCUUUGACAGGUGCACGAUGAAUGACGCAAGCUCCGCUCAUGUCUACGGUAACAGCCGACUUUUUACCACAAUUUUCUCACCGAAACCUGCCGGUUAACAUGUUUGCUUGACUGCUCUGUUCCAUAGUAAAGCUUCACCUUCGGGAAUGUAAACAAGGAAACACCAGCUGUGUUUGUGUUGUUAAAGGCAGCUGCAAUACACCGCUUCCCACCUACAUCUUUCUUCUUUGACGUCUCCAUUAUUAAUUGAACAAAUUGCAAAAGAUUCAGCAACACAGAUGUCUGAAUACUGUGUAAUUAUGCGAUUAAAGCAGACGACUUAUAGCUGGGAUCGGGCUGGAAAAAAAUGUCCGCUACAAUCCAUGAUGUCAUCAUACUGACGUUUUCAACAGGAUGCUUCGCGCGAAAUUUAAAAUUGCAAUUUAGUAAACUAAAAAGGCCGUAUUGUCAUGUGUUGCAAUGUUAAUAUUUCAUCAUUGAUAUAUAAACUAUCAGACUGCGUGGUGGGUAGUAGUGGGUUUCAGUAGGCCUUUAAUAUCCAUGCACUAUACUUUUUGUAAUUUUAAAAUAUAAGCAAUAUAAACAUUUUUAAUAAAAUUAAAAAGCUUCCCAUGAAUAACAUUUGAGGAAUGUAUAUGUAUAUUUCAUUUACAUUUUCAUUGCACUUUAUUAUUUUUUUUAAAUACAUUCGUAAUAUUAAUAUGAAGAUCUAAAAUUUAAAUGUUCUUGUAAUUAUUUUUGCAAAAUUUUACCUUUCUGCAUUUAUUUUUUUAAAGGAAUGCACAAUUACUAAUACUUAUAUAACAUUUUAAUUUCUAACAAUUUCUGAAUUCAAAAUAUGGUGAUUUUUUUAAAAAAGUUUUUAAUUAAAGUUUUUGAAAAAGUGCUGUUUCAAGUGACUUUGUUUACUGGAAUAUUCUGUGCUUCAAGUGGAAGGAAAUACUUGAAUUCAAAAGAAAUGAAGGCUGAAGAGUGGAAAUAUGACACCAGGAUUGUUGUCAGUAUCGGAGCUGGCAUGUUUUCAACUGUACUUUUUAUGUGUAAAUGCAGUAUUUAUCUACAAUGAAGACAUAAAAGUCCCGCGACAACAAAAGAAGAAAACUUGUUGACGUGUUUAAAAAAAUGUAGCAAACAAGAUUUAUUUUCCCCAAUGCUGUAAACAGGUCAAUAUUAAGAGAUUUGAAAAAUACAUCUUAUUAAAACCUUUAUAUAUCUAUAUUUAUACAUAUAUAUACAUACACAGUACAUACUUUUUGACUUUAAGAGCUUAGUUGGUCCUCUUGCUCAUUUCCAAAUGCAACGGAAUGUUGCCAUGGCAACAAGAUAUGUCAAGUUAGGCCACACACGUGUAUUGCUAUGGCUUCAGAGGAGUCGUGUGUAAAAAAAGAAAUAAAUUGGUUGGUAUUGGUCAUUAAAAACGCAGCUGCGUGAUAAAACUACACGAAUGUGAAUGAAUGAAAGUAGAAAAAUAAAGGUGAUGUAAACGUUGACACGUUAGAUCCAUACAUUCCUCAUCAUACCAGUGUUGGAAUUAAUUAUGUAAGGCACAGUUUGCAAAGUCCUUUUUCACUGAGCAGGUAGUUGUAGUGUUACAAUGAUGUCAUCGUGUGUGUGUGUGUGUGUGUGUGUGUGUGAACCUGCUGUUUUUAGCCGCUCGCACAUGAGGACGUCCCGUAGUGA